AUGACUGACCCAAAAACCAUUAUUCCAGAAAUGGAAGUUUUUAGAACAGAAGAUUUUUAUGUUUUGAUGAAUAGUGAAUCCAGUUUAUGGUGUAAUCGAAAAACUGGAGAUAUUUCUGUUAGGCCUGGUUGGGAGUUAGCUAAUUCAGGAGAUGUUGAAUGCCUUGGCGUGUUUUUUGGUUUGGUCGGUAAGAUAAGUUUUCAAGCUGAGUCAGAAACAAGAUUAUUGUUAAUAAAAGAAACUGAAGUAGUAGGAGACUUGCCUGAUGGUAGAACAGUUAUCAAAAUUCGAUCUAUUGCCUUUCUUUACCCCUGUGGUCCCGAUGUCAGUGCUGCUGAAAUUGGACUUAAAUCUUGUAAAAAACAUAGAGCUGGAGGAUGUAAUAUGUUCGAACUUUCACAAAAAGCUCCUUUUGCUAAAACAUGGGGCACUAUGAAGUCAGCAGCCAAUUCUUUGAAAUCGACCACGCAACAAGCCGCAGCUCUGGCUUCUUAUCAGGUUAAAGGAAGUUCAAGAAAAGAAGGCAAGGACCGAGAGAAAUUUGAAAAGAGAAUUAUAGAAGAACUCUCACGGCUAUUUACAGAAACUGACUCAUUUUAUUUUUGUCUUGGAGCUCCUGGAAGUAGAACUUGUGACCUUACCAAUUCAUUGCAGACAUUUCAUCAACCAGGAUCAUCAACGGAUGAUAGAUUUUUUUGGAAUAAACAUAUGUUGAAGGAUAUUUAUGAAAUAAAUAAUGAACUUGCAAAAGCAUGGAUUCUACCAAUCAUACAGGGCUAUGUUCAGAUUGAGCAUUGUGCUAUCCAUCGUGAUAUGACCACUUUUGGAGCCAGUCAUUGUGAGAAUUUGACUCUGGCUAUAGUUUCGAGACGAUCACGCCAUAGAGCUGGUACACGUUAUAAGCGCCGAGGGCUCGAUGAGCAUGGCAAUUGUGCCAACUAUGUCGAGACAGAACAAAUAUUAAGUAAUAGCUCACAUACUGUGUCGUUUGUACAGGUCAGAGGUUCUGUACCUUUGUUUUGGAGCCAGCCUGGCUUUAAGUAUAGACCUCCUCCUCGUAUAGAUAAAGGUGAGAGUGAAACAAAAUUGGCUUUUGAAAAGCAUAUGAAGGGCGAGAUUACACAUUAUGGUCCUGUUUGCAUUAUAAAUUUAGCCGAGCAAACAGGGAAGGAGCGGGUGAUUUGGGAAGGUUUCACUCAACAUGUUUUACAAUUUAAUUCAGACCAGGUCAUCUAUGCUGUCUUUGACUUCCACGAGCAUUGUCGAGGUAUGAAAUUUGAAAAUGUCUCACUACUUUUAUCCAAACUGCAGGAUGUUAUUCAAGAAAUGGGUUUCUGUUGGAAAGAUAAAGAUGGAAUAAUUUGUCAUCAGAAUGGAGUGUUCAGGGUUAACUGUAUAGAUUGCCUGGACAGAACGAAUGUUGUACAGACCGCCAUUGGGCGAUCUGUUCUGGAGAUACAGUUAACUAAACUUGGACUGCUUCUGCCUGAAGGACAGCUGCCCACAUCGUUGAAAUCCAAGUUUCAGCUUUUGUGGGCCAACAAUGGCGAUGUCAUUAGCAAGCAGUAUGCUGGAACCAAUGCACUUAAGGGAGAUUAUACACGAACUGGAGAAAGAAAGUUUACUGGGCUGAUGAAAGAUGGGAUGAAUUCUGCUAAUCGCUACUUGAGAUGUGUUGUAUCUGAUGACUUGGAGCAGUUAAGUAUUGAUCUCUGCCAAGGUCAGUUAUCCCCCGAAGGGUUUCCUCCUCCGAACAUUAAUCUGGAUCUUUGGAGGCGGGAUGUAAAGGACAUCCUGUCGUCGAAAGUUUACUCUUAUGAUCCUCUCGCCAAUCAACUCUACAUUGGUAUAACAGCAUUUUCUGUUGCAAGGUACUACCUGAGUCGGUUUAAGGAUGUUUACAGACAAGCGACUAUUGACAUAAUGCAAGGGGAAGCAGUAACAGAGGAAGCACUUGAAGUCGAAACUGAUAUUUCCACAGCUAAUGCUGAGCAUGUCAAAUUACUCAUAGAGGAUUGUAAAAAGCUUCUUGUUUCUGAUUCAUCACUUAUCCUUGGAGCAUGGGGACUCAUCAAUGCUGAUCCAAUGACUGGAGAUCCAACUGAAACAGACAUGGACACUAUCCUCAUCUUGACUAAAGAUUCGUAUUACGUUGCAGACUAUGAUGACGAAGUGGAUAAGGUUGUGAAGUGCCAAAAGGUUAGUUUGAGAGACAUUACAUGUUUCGAGCUUGGACAAAUUGAAGUAAACCCUAGCCAUUCCGGACUGCAAAUAUUUAAUAAGACAAAGGGUAAACCAACCCUUCAGUGCUGCCUACGUAUUCACUACAGCCAUGAUAGCAAAGUAUUUGCUCACGUAUUCAGGUCAUCUCAUCUCCGGUUCUUCAAUAAUGUUGCUAUCCUUAUCAAGGGAGAAGAUGAAAUGAUUGAAUCUCUUAGAGCUAUAUGCGAUGCAUUUAAGAUAGCAAUUGAAAUGGAGCAGACUAAAGAUGCGACUGCAGUAUUUGAUAUUGAUUGGAAGAUAGAUCCUGAAUCUCUCCUCGAGGGAGGUGCUCCCCAGCCGCCUCCAGCUGUUAGGAAUAUGACAGAUUUACAAUUGGACAGUAUCAAAUCUGUAGGUAGUAAAGCUCUCUCUAAUGUUACUUCUAAAUUUAGCAAACUUGGGAACACCCUCAACCCGAAUCGAGUAAAGUCCUCAAAAUCUGUGAAGGUCUGCUCUCCUUCCACAGCUACCCCUGAAUUUUCUGUUGGUUCUGAGGAAAACACAAAAGAGGACAACAAAGGUGAACUGAACAAUAGUUUAAGCCAGUCAGAAUCAUUCCUACCUGCUGUUGGUAUUGUAAUGUCAAAUGUACAGAUUGAUUCAGUUGACCCAUCUGAUGUAGUAAUCACCGAAGAUAAAGAUUCAGCAUUGAAUCCGCCUACACAGUUAAGGUUGCGAACAUUCUCUCAUUCUUCAAGUGAAGUAGAUGAAAAAGAUCGACUAGAAGUGUGUAGCACUGAUAGGACCACCGAGAGAGGCUCAUUGGAGCUGGCUAUCAGUGGCCUAAGCUCAAGCCAGAGCGAGAACGCCCUCAGGUCCUUGAAGAGUGGGUUCAGUCAGGCUGCAGGCACUGUCCUCACAUCACCAUCGGCAGUCCUGUCCCCUCUCACGAGGUUGGCGAAGGGUGUCCUGUCAAGCAAUACACAAGAGAACAGAAAGCAGCAGAGCACUCUCGCUGAGCUGAAGGAGAACUGGACGGCUGUUGGCUGUAAGACCCGACUCAUCGCUAUAUAA
Messenger RNA from Nezara viridula (southern green stink bug), 3276 nucleotides. The record is from the annotation of a GenBank genome assembly. Lineage: Eukaryota; Metazoa; Arthropoda; Insecta; Hemiptera; Pentatomidae.